This is a messenger RNA of Anoplopoma fimbria (sablefish), 1244 nucleotides long. RefSeq names its product trypsin-like. Lineage: Eukaryota; Metazoa; Chordata; Actinopteri; Perciformes; Anoplopomatidae. Bases 37 to 771 code for a protein of 244 amino acids. The transcript is spliced from 5 exons. Gene Ontology annotation, biological process: proteolysis. Gene Ontology annotation, molecular function: serine-type endopeptidase activity. The record is from RefSeq and is a predicted model, not a curated record.
GGUUUGACUUUAUCUUACAUUCAGAAGAAAGUCACCAUGAAGACCCUGAUAUUCCUGGCUUUGCUUGGAGCAGCGUUUGCUGCGGCUGAGGAUGAUAAGAUUGUCGGAGGUUAUGAGUGUCCCAGGAACUCUGUUCCCUACCAGGUGUCUCUGAACGCCGGGUAUCACUUCUGCGGUGGAUCCCUCAUCUCCAGCCAGUGGGUGGUGUCGGCUGCUCACUGCUACAAGUCUCGUAUUCAGGUUCGUCUUGGCGAACACAACAUCGCUGUGAAUGAGGGCACGGAGCAGUGGAUUGAUGGCGCCAGGAUGAUCAAGCACCCAUAUUACAACAGCUACAAUCUAGACAACGACAUCAUGCUGAUCAAACUGAGCCGACCUGCCACCCUGAACAGCUACGUCCAGACCGUAGCCCUGCCCACCCGCUGCACCAAUGCCGACGAGAACUGCCUGGUGUCUGGGUGGGGCAACAUCAUCACCAACGGAAACAACUAUCCUGACAGGCUGCAGUGUCUGAGGCAGCCCAUCAUCGAUGACAGGAUCUGCAGGAACGCCUAUCCCCACCUCUUAACAGAGAACAUGCUUUGCUCAGGAUUCAUGAAUGGAGGUGCCAGCAGCUGCCAAGGAGACUCUGGCGGUCCUCUGGUGUGUAAUGGUCAGCUGCAGGGUGUUGUGUCCUGGGGUUACGACUGUGCCAUGCAGGGACACCCCAGUGUCUACGCCCGCGUGUGCCGCUACAACAGCUGGAUCCACACCACCAUGGGCAACAACUAAACGCACACUCAGCCAUACAUCCACGUGUGCAGGUUGAUAUUACAACACCAUAAUCAGUGUUUAUUCUCAGUUUAUUUGCAACACCCUCUGUAAUACUAUUUCAUUCAUAUACAUCUCAGGAAUCGCAUGCUUAGACAUAAUAUUCUGAAGAAUUGGACAAAUGAAUAAAAUGAUACGUCCAUAUUCAGUCCAUCCACUGAAUUUGUUUUGUUUUUCUUGCAUUGAGCUCCACAGUUGUGUUCAAAACAUAACCAUGCUCUCUUGCUUGGUAAUUCUGUAUUUUUCACUGGUUCUGUAUCCAUUCUGCGCUGUCACAAGGCCACUGCUGUCUUGAAAUUCACAAUGAAUAAAUGAACAAAAGAUAAACCUAAAACUUUUGGUAAACAUUCAUGUUUAAUAUUUAAUUUGUACUUAUUGUACUAUAGACGCAUGCAUCUCUAUGAAGUACCUUUCGUACUUGGUUACCCUGGGCA